GAGACAGGAAGAAGUUGCGGGCGCAGUGGACCCGAGCCCCGGCUACGCUUUAGGGUGAAGAGCUUUGCCGCUUUCGUAGGUGGCAGUUGCCAUGACGGCCCAGGGGAGUCUGGUGGCCAACCGAGGCCGGCGCUUCAAGUGGGCCAUUGAGCUGAGCGGGCCUGGAGGAGGCAGCAGGGGCCGAAGUGACCGGGGCGGUGGCCAGGGAGACUCGCUGUACCCAGUCGGUUACUUGGACAAGCAAGUGCCUGAUACCAGCGUGCAAGAGACAGACCGGAUCCUUGUGGAGAAGCGCUGCUGGGACAUCGCCUUGGGUCCUCUCAAACAGAUUCCCAUGAACCUCUUUAUCAUGUACAUGGCAGGCAAUACUAUCUCCAUCUUCCCUACUAUGAUGGUGUGUAUGAUGGCUUGGCGACCCAUUCAGGCACUUAUGGCCAUAUCAGCCAAGGAUGGAGUUCAGUGGUGGAGGAUUGCUUUUGUGAACCUGAGAAAGAAGCACCUGGUGCCUAUUUGGAUCUCAUUUACAACCUUCUCUAUGCCCCGUGGCUCCUCCUCAGCACACUAACCUUAUCAUUCACGCUGAAAAGAACCAAAAGCUUUCUUUUCUCCAUGGUGAGGAGACAAAUCCUAGAAAGACAAUGUACAUGUCACUGCAAACACAAAGAAACUAUACCACAACCCUUGACCGAAAAUAAUGUAGAAAACUUUAUUUAUGUUUCCAGUACAGAGCAAAACAAAGCCACAACUCUAUGUAAACAAAAGAAUGGUUGCUGCUAAAUCAAGAACCACAGCAGCAUCUCCUUUUAAUAAAUUAAAUGGUUGAGAACAAUGCUUAAAAAAAGUUGCACAAGUUUCCCUUAAAUCUAUUUUCCUUAAUAUUUCACUUCUAUUUAAUACAAGCUGGGACAUAAAAAUUCUGUUGGAGACACUUGUGGAAAAUGUGAGAAACGGAUGCUCGAUUCAGAUUAUACAUGAUGAAAAGAAAAAUAAACCACACAAAAAGAGCACAUAAA
Diceros bicornis minor is the source of this 1013-nucleotide messenger RNA. RefSeq names its product ER membrane protein complex subunit 4 (gene EMC4). The record is from RefSeq and is a predicted model, not a curated record. Gene Ontology annotation, biological process: protein folding in endoplasmic reticulum. Lineage: Eukaryota; Metazoa; Chordata; Mammalia; Perissodactyla; Rhinocerotidae. The transcript has 4 exons. Bases 92 to 565 code for a protein of 157 amino acids. Gene Ontology annotation, cellular component: EMC complex.